CGCCCGCUUCGUGCAAGAUGGCGUCGCCGACAGACCUCCCGCCUACUGUUCCUACUGUCUCAAAAGAAGAGGUCUCCGCCGGCCCCUCGAGCUCAUCGGGAGCUGCGGGAGGUGUGUUUGCGCCUGUGACCGGCCUUUACAACCGCCUACAGACGUGGAGGCAGUCUCUCGAGCUGCCGAACCCAGGAACGGUGGAGAACUUGCAGAAGGAAGUCAAAUCGACCCUCCUGAACAACUUCUUCUUCGACGGUGCUCGCGCGGACUUGACCAAGGCCCUAUCAAUGAACCCGCAGUUCCAGGUCACGCAUUCCUUCAUGCUCGGUAGUCAAACGCUGCCGCCAUCGUAUAACUUUGGUGCGGUGUAUGCAACAGAAAAGCUACUCUUGCAAGGUGGUGUGGACAAUGAAGGAAGUUUGAAUGGCCGUAUUCAUCAGAACUGGAGCCCUGCUAACCUCAGUAAGGUUCAGCUUCAGCUUUCGUCAACACCGGGACACAGUGUCAUGCAAGCAGAGCACGACUACCUUGGCCGUGACCACUCUGUCAACAUCCGAGCCGCUAAUCCUUCGCUCGCGGACUUCACGGGCAUCUACACUGCGUCCGUCAUGCAAUCUGUCACUAAAAGUCUUGCCCUCGGUGUCGAGGCUAUGAUGCAGCGCCCGCAACCGGGCUUGUCUGACGUCGGUCUGCAGUAUUACGCCAAGUACACAUCGCCCGUCUUCAGCAAGGACCGAGGCUGGAUCGCAUCUGCGACGGUCCAGCCACAGGGCAUGCUCGACCUCACGUACUACCAGAAGCUCAGUGAAAAGCUGGACUUUGCUGCCCAGCUUCAGGUCGUCAACGUCCCCCAGAGGAGAGACGCGAUCGCCACGCUUGGCGCAAAGUGGGAUCUGAGGAUGUCAACCUUCCGCGCGCAGCUAGAUUCUAGCGGGAAGGUCGGCGCGCUGCUGGAGCAGCGUUUCGCACCAAGCUUUGCCUUCUUGUUCAGCGGUGAGAUUGAUCACUUCAAGAACUCGGCGAAGGUUGGUGUGGGCGUGAUGAUUGAGAGCGCAGCGAUGACACCCGAGGAGAUGGGCAUGGUGCCUCCUCCAGGUUACCCUUACCCUCCCCAGUAGUUGAGAUGCGGUCCGCGCUUGUUUUACAGGAUAAUAUCUGCUGCGUAACGCUGCUUGUGGUGGUUAUUGUACAGAUGCAAUUAGUUGUCGCUUGCUCUAGAACUAGUCGAUCCUUGCUGUUACACGAACAUCGCUGCUCU
Molecule: messenger RNA, 1252 nt
Organism: Phanerochaete carnosa HHB-10118-sp
Lineage: Eukaryota; Fungi; Basidiomycota; Agaricomycetes; Polyporales; Phanerochaetaceae
Exons: 5
Coding region: 18-1112 (364 amino acids)
Biological process (GO): protein import into mitochondrial matrix
Cellular component (GO): mitochondrial outer membrane; mitochondrial outer membrane translocase complex
Molecular function (GO): transmembrane protein transporter activity
Source: RefSeq, a predicted model, not a curated record